CGGCAGUGCAUCCCCAUCCCCCACACUGUGGCCGUCUCUCCGGGUGAAAGCUGUCUUCCCAGCGCCACUGGCCCGACAAAACGCUGCUGUAGCAGAGCCAGUCCGCACCGACCCGAGGCAGUACACUCACACGGGAGAGAGCACGUACACAUUCGGGGAAUCUUUCCUUUUUUCCCUUCCGUGAUCGACCGAGUAGCUUUGAUUUGCAUAUCCACUUCCACUCCUUCCUCAUUUGCAUACAGCAAGAAUGGCGAGCGGGCAUCCCACAGACAAAUUCAGUUUCAUGUAUCAACCAGACACGCACAAGAGUAAGAACAGGUUAUCUUCAGCUAUGAAUCCAGUCUACAGCCCUGUCCAGCCUGGAACUCCAUAUGGAAACCCCAAGAAUAUGGCCUUCACAGGCUAUCCAGGGGGGUAUCCUGCUACAGCUCCUACCUACACCAACCUGUACCAAACAGGCAGUCCUGGGUAUCCACCAGGAUAUACUCCAGCAGGAACUCCAUACAAAGUGCCCCCCACUCAGUCAAAUGGAGCCCCUCCUCCUUAUACUCCGACCCCUACCCCGUACCCGACAGCUAUGUACCCCAUCCGCAGUGCCUACCCUCAGCAGAACCUAUACACACAGGGAGCGUACUACACCCAGCCAGUGUUUGCCGCUCAGCCACAUGUGAUCCAUCACACCACCGUGGUGCAGCCUAACAGCAUCCCCUCCACAGCCCUCUACCCGGCCCCUGUUCCUGUACCUGCUCCUCGCAACAACGGCAUGGCUGCCAUGGGGAUGGUAGCUGGGACAACCAUGGCCAUGAGCGCAGGGACUCUGCUGACAACGCCACAACACCCCCCAAUUGGAGCACACCCAGUUACUGUGCCAACCUACAGGCCCCAAGGGACACCUGGGUACAGCUACGUACCGCCUCACUGGUAGAGCCCAUCCAUCAUAUCUGGAGUCCACCAUCGUAUGCAACUGCUCGAAUCUUACCGCGAGCUCCCGUCAGUAAUCACGGGAACUCUGCAUCUGUCUGCAAGAACAAAACUAAAGUGCAACAGCCACUUUACUAUCAUUGUUAUUAUGCGACAUUCUCUAACAUUUUUACAAAAGCUGCUUUUUCUUUGUUUUCUUUUUCUUUUUUCCUUUUCAUCUGCCAACCAAUCAUUAUCUUAUUUUGUAUUCUUAUUUUAUUUCAUUUCCUCAUUUUCCUUUGCUGUGUCUGUCAUUGGAACUCCAGAAGGACUCUUGACCAAUCACGGGUGUCGAGCGCUCCUGUUACUGUUUUGUGCUGGUGUGCGUGUGUGUGUGUGUGCGUGCGUGUGUGUUUCUGCCUGCUGCAACUCAGCUGGCUGGAGAAUAUUGGGCACUUAUUCUUCUUCAUCUCCAUCGGUCACAAAGACUUAUUGACUUAUGCUGCCAAAUUUUUUAAUGACUAGAUAUCAGCACAGGGUUUCAACACAACUAGGAUUUUAGUUUUACAGAUUGUUGAUUUUUAAUGUUCCUUCUUUUUGCUACACUCAGAUGAGUUACCUUACUUUGCAGUCUCUCCCCCCAAAUUCUUCCUCAUCCUUUUUCAGUUUGAUCUCGGUCGUCUUCCAGUGUAGCUGUGUCCAGCAGUAGUUUGUCAUCCCGGAUGUUACCCCUCCAUAGGAGUGCUAUGAGCACUGACCAGCCAUCACGUGUAAUGCUACGCGUCACAUUUUUUGUCCGCUUUAGCAUUGUACCUAGUGCAAACAUCAUGCUACAUACUAUGCAGGCUGGUAUGUUGUGACACUAUCAAAAUUUUAUCCUAGCUAUAGAGGACGUUCCUGGGUGGUUUGGGUCAUGUCAGCUUUUUUUCUGUGGUUAGAGUAGGUAAGUACAUUUAAAACCUUAAAAAAAUACAGCUAUACUAACAGUGACAACAGCUUGGAUGGUCGUGCACACUUUCUGACACACACACACACACACACACACACACACACACACAGGGGCUCCUGUUGUGUUUUGGGAAACGCCGUCACUUAGUGGCGCUUAUUGUACAGUACCUCCAGUUAUGUUUUAGCUGGUGGACACGCACACUCACUCACACACACACUCACACACACACACACACACAUGGAUUUCUGGGGUGUGCAUGGGAGACACAGCCAGCAGUGAUGGAGUUUAAAGGGAUCGGUGGUGAUGUCGGAGGAGAGCCGGAAGGAAUGAGAACAGUAGACAAGAUGACAUAUUCACAGCUGUCAUCUUAAGGUACAAGAGAGUUAAGUUUGUUACAUCUUGCCUGCAAGGAGGUGCACAAACAGACGGCUCUUUUGUGCUGUAUGUGAUGCACAUUGAUUUUUCUCACUGUGAAUAUAUCAUCUCGUCCUCCUCCUUCCAUUUUCCAGACGAGGACUAAUAACCAAACGGCCUGCAGAUGAGAGCCCAGACUAUUGAAUUUUUUUUAUUAAAUAAUGGACGUGUCAGAUAAAUAUCAUUGGAUAGAUGAAUAGAAUUCAAUCUAGUCCAUCCGUCUAAAUGUUAUGCACAUCACAGCCUUCUGAUUGGACGCAGUCUGUUAAUAAUGUGCUCAGCAUAAGGUCCAUGUUGCAGCACGGCUUUUUAGGAUUUAUGUCAGAAUGAUACCGUACCUUGUCAUGUAGCUUAAAGUGCCCAGUUACGCUUGUAUUCACAAUUAUUUUUUCCACUUCAUUGAUUUUAAAGUUAAACAAAUUAAAAACAACAACAACAACAUGUUUUUAGUCACACAUUAGUUCCCACAGUGCUUCAGCAUCUUUGUCGUUCUCUCUCUGAAACACUCGGUUUUGGCUCCUGGCUCUUGAAAUCUGCACUGUACCCAGACUGUAUAAAAGAUGGAUGGAUACUGUGACGUCUCAUGUUUGUUUAAGCCCCAUUUUGCAAAAGACUGGAUGUAACAAGGAGUCGUGGGUCUGACUGGGAAACUAUAUCUUAUUGGUUUUUGAUUGGCAAGUCAUUAGCCCAUGGGCAACCAAAUAAUCAUCAUUUAAAAAAAAUAAAUAAAUAAAUAAACUCCCCAAGAUUUACAGAACAGACUUUUUUGUUCAGUGUGACUCAAAGUGAGUGGAUGAGCCCAUGAACUUCUAUAGGACCGCAGGUGUUGUUGCAGCCACAGCUAUCGCCAUCUGCUGGUCUUUAGAUAGAAUGCAGAUUUAAAGGAGUUUGACAAUCAAACUUGGUCACAUUCAUAACUGGAUGCUCCUCUAAGAGCCAUUAAAUACUAACAGAAACUUUUGGCUUCAGCCAGAUUUUCUCUUCUCUGAACUUUAAUGUCAGGAAAUUGAAAAUAUGACAGUCUUGUUUGAUGGGGUUUUUUUUGGAAUUAUUUCAUCCAUUUCUUCUUGUGUUUUUAUGUUAGAAAGAACAACUUUAUUGGUAAUUUGUCUACAGUCAAAUACAAUACAGAUCGAGUAAAUAUUUAUACCUGUGCACCAUGCUAAAAUGAAACAUGUAGGGUUCAUUAUUGUUGUGGAGACAAAUGUAAUUCAGCAGAAACUGAUCAUUUUGUACAAGAACUCAACAAAAAGGUCAUAAUAGGCGAGUAGGUGGGGUGUUUUGUUUUGUUUUUUCACUUCUUGGUUUCUAGGCCAAGAUUAUGGCUGUUACAUAGUGACAUAGAUAUGUAACACAAGAAGAGCCUGGGCUACAGCCAAAGCAUUUCCAUGGCAGUGUUUUCAGGGAGAGAAUGACUCCAUUCGGUGAGAACAUUGGGCUAUGUAAGCAAAUCUAAACACAGAUGCGUAAUAGCGGCACUUUAAGUCUUUGUGUAUUGGUCCUCGUCAGUGUGGGGUAGUCGUGAUCGUGGUGGGAUUUACUUUUAGGUGAGGCCUGUGGCAUUUUUUUUCAGGAUUUACAAGAAGAAAAAAGCUCAAAGGAGAACUUCACAUUCCUGUGAGGGUAGAUUGGUCUUUUAAAAAAAGCAUUUAGCGCACGGGUAUGUGGAUGAAGUGGUUUGAUAUUGCAAUAAAAUAAGAGGGGAAUGCCUCCAACUUUAACGUACAGUAAUUAUUUUAUCAGCAUUUUGAAUUGAUUUUCUUUUGGGGGGGGGGGGUUUAAAUAAACAAAUGCAUAUUGUUGUAAUCUCUAAAUAUGGAUUCAAGGCUCCGUAUGCAGCCGCCUUUCAAUAAUUAUUACAGUUACUGCUAAGAAAAGUAGACAUAUCAAAUUUUUUUGGAGUAUUGAAUAACAUUGUGAGGAAAUAUUGCACAACAUAAGACAAAAAAAAGAAACUUGACUAUACUACUAUAAUUUAAUGCUAAGUAACAGGUACCUAGACUUUGUAGUGCAAGACGGCGGAAGAAGCAAUUUAUAUCCUAAUUAAAAAUAAAACAAUAAGGUCGAGUGUUUGAGGUAUUCUUAGUCCAGAUGUUUGUACACUAGUAUGUUAAUUCUCAAGAAAAUAUCGCAUAAUUCCGCUGUCGGAAGAAAAGCGCCUACGUUUGGGCCCCGUUUUUAAAGCGACUCUUGUAUUUUAGCCGAUAUCAAGUGGGUGUUAUUAGCAUGAGAGUGAGGAAAUGACGCCGCUUAAGGAUCUUGUACAUUUUAAUUUAAAGCUGGUGAAACUUCACAAGUUCACAAACUACAUUUUCUUGCGACAGCAGUGAUGUUACUCCAUUAGGAUUUAUUUAACCAACCACUACUUUUUGUCAGUAUUUCUCAGUUAAAUCUUGUUUCCUUUCUUCUUCUUCUUCUUUCCCUAUGGUCAAUUGAGCAUAAUGGGUAUGCAUAAUAUUCAGGUGUAUUUCACUAUAGCAUUGGAUUUCUAAGUUUAAAAAAACAUGCAGUAUAUUUAUACAGCAAGUGGUACAGUAAUGUAUUUCUAGCUAAGCAUGGUUGCAUCAGUGUGGCAGCUACUGUUUGUGCUUUUAAUAUAUAUAUAUAUAUUAUUUUUUGUUUUUGUUUUACCUCUUCUGCAUCUGUCCGCUUCAUAUCCGUUUCUAUAGGAGGGAGUGGAGUUCACACAAGGUCUUUACAUAAAACUGUGGGAUUUCUUAUCACCAGAUUCCCAUUGAAAUUACAGACGUUACGAUAUGUUACAAAAAAAAAAGUUAAAAAAGAGGAUCGGUGACAGAACUGAAAUGGAUGCCUUUAGAAUCAGUUUUUCUUUUUUUCUGUCCGUUUCUGUUUUGUGGGUUCAAAGAAUUGUAUUGAAUGAUGUCUUGAAAACCCUCAGCCUCUGUGCCCUUUGUUCUGUGCCAUAUUUCACCAGUUGUUGUUCGAUAAAUAUUACUUUGUUCUCCUAAGUGGUGAAUUCUGAGUCCUCGUUGCGUCUGGCUUCAUGUGAAUCUGUUUAGUUUUGGGGUUUUUCCCGUAUUGCUGUCCUGUUUCUCACGCUGUUGAUGCAUAUUGUCUGCCUGACUCUUUAACUUUUGCUCCUCCUCUCUGGGUUUACCCCCGUUUUCACUUUGUGCCCACUCUGCAUUCCAUUACACAUCUGGUUUCAUCACAUUCAGGGAUGCAAAAUGAUGUCGGAUCAUAUAUAGUUUCUGCCCGUCUUCACUCUUAGCACUUGUUUUUUUUUUGUUUUUUUUUUAACCUUUCUGUGCCAACCUGCCUAAAGUUUGCAUCCCUCACCUCCCCGUCUGAACUGCAGAAGCGAUGGUUGUUACAUCGACGCCUUUUUAAACACUAGAUGUCGCUGGUGACAAAGUCUAAUGUGGCAUCUUUGGCUGAUGGCUUUGAGCCUUUUUAAUCAUUUACAUGUAAAACUCACAAUUAAAUGUCAUCUUUGAACACUUUCUCAAAUUGCUGUAGGUUUAUUGGGAGAUAGUUUUAGAUAACAACCUUUUAGGACAACCAGAACUAAAAAUACAGACCUGUAUUUUUGACUUUUUGGUUUUGAUUGUGGACCAAAACUCAAAAACAAAUCAUUUUGUUUUAAUGUGGAGACCCAGUGAAGAGACUGGGAACAGUUUCAGUUUUGUUUAGUUUUUUUCCAGAGUGAUGAAACUGCUUUCUCAUUUCACUCCAUUCCUUGUUUCAUUUAUUUCGAUUUGCACUUAAGUGAAAAUGGGCAGUUGCACACUUUGCAGCGUUUGGGGACGAGGGGGUGGCGGUGUGCAAACUUGUCUUAAUCGUGACUCUGCUUCACCGCUUCAUCUGUCAACCUGUAGAUUUCCAAACCUUUUUUGCUUUUCUUUUCUUUUUUUUUUAUCUUGACAGUGAAAAUGUGACUAGAAGCAUUUCAUAACACCUAUCCUCUCUUCCAUAUCCUCUCUUCCAUUCCCCCCACCCUUCUCUUCUUUUGUUGUUUUUUGUUUUUGCCUUGCAGUUGCAAAGUCUUAGUUUUUCACAAGUAUAAACUAAAACACUACUAUCAAAGUGAAUAGUAGGCUCUUAAAUGUCUUCAAUGUUCUGCCGCAGCUUUUUAAUUUCAACUUGUCAGAGAUAUCUCUUAGUUUGAUUUGACACUAAAUGUGAUGCAAAAAGUGGAAAUUCCUUGUCUUCCAAAAAAAACAACAAAAAAACAAAAGAAGAAGAAAAAAAAACUGCUUGCAUCCCUCUGGAUCAAGUACGAUGAACAACCCCCACUUUGGAAGUUUUAGUUUGGUACCCAGUUUGCACAUGCUAUGGUAUAUCUGUUACCGUAAGGUUGUGUUUGAAACUGAAGCCCAACGUCUGUUCAGCGUUGAGAGAAGUGAAUUGUAUGUUAGCUAUUUGGUCCAGAGUGAAGGACCUGCGUCAGGCUUGUGAUAUGAAGUGUAAAUCUGUUUUCUUUUUUUUCUUUUUUUUAAUUUCCUCUUUUUUUAUUGUUUAUUUUUUUUGUUGUUGAGGGUUUUUUUUUUUUUUUUUUUUUAAAGAUCAGUUAGUGAUCUUAGUACUAUAACUAAGCCAAGUUUGUAAUUGUAUAUUUACUGUAAAAUGUAGAACAUUGAAUAACUAUUAAAAUUUUCCUAUAAAAGGAA
This is a messenger RNA of Neolamprologus brichardi, 6894 nucleotides long. RefSeq names its product family with sequence similarity 168 member A (gene fam168a). NCBI's taxonomy places the organism in Eukaryota, Metazoa, Chordata, Actinopteri, Cichliformes, Cichlidae. The record is from RefSeq and is a predicted model, not a curated record.